Messenger RNA from Scylla paramamosain (green mud crab), 7046 nucleotides. Its product is annotated as small ribosomal subunit protein mS31-like. The record is from RefSeq and is a predicted model, not a curated record. The transcript has 18 exons. NCBI's taxonomy places the organism in Eukaryota, Metazoa, Arthropoda, Malacostraca, Decapoda, Portunidae. Gene Ontology annotation, cellular component: cytoplasm; mitochondrial small ribosomal subunit; SNARE complex. Gene Ontology annotation, molecular function: myosin II binding; GTPase activator activity; structural constituent of ribosome. Gene Ontology annotation, biological process: regulation of exocytosis; regulation of protein secretion. Bases 1793 to 2380 code for a protein of 195 amino acids.
UUCAACAUAGUCAGAAUGACCGAGACACACUUGAAAGAUGAUGUGAAAUUGGAUGGUAGUAAGUAUGUGAUGAUUGGAAAGGGACAGAAAGUUCAAGAUAGGGUAGGAGGAGGAGUAACCUUUUUUUUUUUUUGUAUAGGAAGGAAAAGAACUUCAGAAUAGAAAAGUUAGAUAUAGGAAACUGUGCCACGAGUGAGGAAAUUUUAGCAGCAAAGGUAGAGUGCACAGGUGAGCAUGGGAAGUGUGAAACACUGGUGGUGAUUGUGGUGUGCAUGACAGUUGACGGGGAGAGAGCAGCAAGAGAGAACAGCAGGAAGUAUGAAAUAUUGAGGAAGAUCAUAAGAAAGUGAAAGGAGAGAGUAAUGAUUUUGGGAGACAUGAAUACACACGUAGGUAUUUUAGGUGAGCGGAUGCAUGAGAAUGGUGAGAGAUGCUUGAUGAGUUUGUGAAUGACAUGGAUGUGGAAGGAAGGAAGUGGAAAAGUGAGACAGAGUAGUGAAACUUGUGGGACUGAGUGAAUAGAAGAAUAAAAUGGAACAAAAGAAUAUUCAGAGUGGUAAAGAGAGAAAGAGGCCCCAAUGUAUGAAAAGUGGUAUAAGGGAAGCCUGGGUGAUGAUUUCUUCCGAGCUAGGGCACAGUGUAUUGUGUGAAUACAAGGUGUUAAAGAUGGUCUGAGUUCUGCAGCAAAGUAUACUGGAUGUGUGACAUUGGAGAGGAUGAGACGGUGGAGCAUAUGGUGCUGGAGUGUGUGAAGUAUGCCAGAGACAGAAAUGAGAUGAUGCAAGUGGUGCAGAGGGAGCUGGGGAAGGUCAGAGUGAAGACAGGAAAGGAAUGGAUUGGAUGGUGUUGCUGCUGGGGAUGUGUGGGGAGACGAAUGAAAGGAUGAUUGAGGCAGUGAAGGAGUUCCUGGAAAAGAUGUGGUGUAUUAAAUAUAGGAAUUAGUGGUGUGAAGGAUGGUGUCUGUUUUCUGUUUGCCGUUUUUCUUUUUUUUUUUUUUCCUACAGGAGUUGCCGAUACUCCUGGACCAGGAGCAGUCCCGAGCCAUCUGUAACAUUAAAAUGAAGAUCAAGAUUAGAUUAGCCUGGUUAGGUUAGAUUGGUUUAGUUUAGAUUAAUUUCAUUGGGUCAGAGAAGGUGGUGAUUUGUGACUGCUGACUGGCGGCCACGGGCGAGCCCUCGAGGGGAGGGGGGGUACAUUGCAAGUUAGCGGCACAACCAGCAUGCCCGACUCGACCACUUUGCCGAAAGCCACCAGAAGAUUGUGUGAGCAUGGUGGUGGUGAUGCCAGACCUGCUGCCACUGUCAAGAAUGGUGAAACUAAAGAAAAAUCAAUUAAAUCUCAGAAUCUGGAAACCCAGAUAGAAGACCAUAAGCCACUUCAGGGGACAGAGGGAAAGAAGACUGGAGAGUCUCACUCACAUGUCUUAAAACAUGAGUCCAGUGUAAAAGAGAAAGCUGCUGCAGAGAAACAAGACAAGAAGACAUCUAGCCACAAGAAACUACAUGAUCUUUCAUCUUUGGCUAGUACUGACCCCAUAUUCCUGUGGAGCCUCAAGUGCAGCCGUCACGUCCCAAAGCUCGGAAGAAGACCAAAACUGCAGGAAAAGGCAAAUUAUCCCUGGUAUCAGAGCCUGACCUUGAACCUGAGCUUGUUUUAGCAACCAAAGAAGUGGCUAAAAGUCUUGGUGGGGAUGUGAAGGAAACUGAGUCUGAGCUUCUGUCCACCUUGUGCCUCCACUCUUCAGAGACUACCACUGGCACUGCCCCAUCUCUCAGUGAAAUUGUUUGUGGGCAUGAAGGUGGAGAGAAAGCCACAAUCAGGGAUGGAGGAAGUGCCACGUCACCUUCCUUCUGGUACCGAGGUCAGGCAAGGGUACCACAUUGACCCGAAAGACCAGCCCCGAGCCCGCAAGCCCUACACUCAGCCUCGGGAUUCAUCUGUGCCCAGGGCUCAUGUUGAUCUCUUUGGAGGUCAACCUUUGGGGAUAUUUAAGAAAAGGGAAGAAGAUCCCCAUGGACCUGCUGCUCCAAUAUCAGUGUUGCCCACAUGGGAGAGAUUGUACCUACAUGAGCUGGAGCAGAGUAUGCAGCAUCCUCCUAGUAAUGCCUUUGUGGAGAUGAUACAGUGGACUAAGCAAGGCAAGCUGUGGACCUUCCCCAUUGAUAAUGAAGCAGCAGGUUUGGUGGAGGAAAUGAAAGUGGGAUUCCAUGAGCAUGUCUUCCUUGAGAGACACUUGGAAGGAUGGUGCCCAAAACGUGGCCCCAUCAGACACUUCAUGGAGCUGGUUUGCACUGGACUCUCAAAGAAUCCUCAUCUAACUGUGGAGCGAAAACAAGCACAUAUUGAAUGGUACUGUGCGAGAGGGUGGAGGGGAGCCUGAAUACAGAAGAGGUACUCACUGGUCUCAGGAUAAACUCCCCCACAGGCAUCCCAGAGUGUGGAGCUGAUGCCCUUCGGUCCACCCUAUGCUCCACCAGCUUCAGGAGUCAGUGUGGCAUAGAUAGAUGUGGAUGACUGUGGUGUCUUGUCUUGUGUGGAGUUACAAGGUUGGUGUAUGGAUGGGUAAGUGAAGUAGAGAUAAGAUUUUAAUUAGUGGUUUUGUAAGGUUGGGUAGGAGUGCUGUUCGUCUCCAUCAAGGGCUAAGGUGUUGUGUGCUGAGUGAAUGAGGCUGAAAAUUGUGUGUUUUGGUAUAUUUAGGAGAUAAGAUUUUAAUUAGUGGUUUUGUAAGGUUCGGUAGGAGUGCUUCUUGUCUCCAUCAAGGGCUAAGGUGUUGCGUGCUGACUGAAUGAGGGUGAAAAUUGUGUGUUUUGGUAUAUGUAGGAGAUAAGAUUUUAAUUAGUGGUUUUGUAAGGUUGGGUAGGAGUGCUUCUUGUCUCCAUCAAGGGCUAAGGUGUUGCGUGCUGAGUGAGUGUUUAAAUAUAUUUGUAGGAGAUAAUAUUUUAGUGGUUCUUUUCCCCAACAAGGGUUAACACAUUGAAAGAUUGUUGUGGAUGAGAGUAACAGUGAAAGUUGUGUGCCUUGUCUUGGUACAUGUAAGAGAUAAGCUAUAAUAAGUGUAUUUUAAGGUUAAGACAGUAGUGCUUCUCUUCCCCAACAAAGGUUAAGGUGUUGAAAGAGUGUUGUGAGUGUGAGGUGAGUGUGAAAGCUGUGUGCCUUGCCUUGCUAUGCAUUUGUAUAUUUCUCAUAGCACUUCCCUGCCAGACCACCUGUGUGUGUGUGUGUGUGUGUGUGUGUGUGUGUGUGUGUGUGUGUGUGUGUGUUAUAUAUAAAAUGUAAAUAAAUAACUACAUUUCUCGACUGAUGGGAGAAACACACUUUUAAAAGGCUCUAUUCGAAGUGCCACGGGUUUUUAAGGAUGUUUUUAUGGUUUUAGUGACAAAUUAACAACAUUCCUACAUUACUGUCAGGAGAAACACUCACAAAAACCUCUGCUAAUCAUCAUUGUGGCCUUUGAAAUCAAUUGUGAGAGAGAGAGAGAAAGAGAGAGCUAAACCAAUUCAACUUGAUAUGAGAGAAAAUCUAAUUAUCUUCCAUUCCCACAGAACCGUCACCCCAAACAAUGAGUGGUGGAGGGUGCGUUCUGCGUUGACAGGCAGCAUGAGCAGUGACAGGAGUCAUGGGUGCCUUGCCUCCUCGCACCACCACCACAAGCACCACCACUACUGCCAUCACCUACAAGGGGGAGACUGUGAUGUGGCUGCAGGUGGAUAGGUUCGGAGGCCUCCAGAGAGCUGCCCAGAGUGAAGCUUGUGGUAUAGAGGGACAGCUGCUGAUCAUCAAGCUUAUGGAGUGACUGGAAGAAAGUGGGAGGAGCCUGCAGGAAGUGGUGGAGGUACAGUACUUGGAGAAAAUCCCUUCACCAUGACGACUGGGUGUCUGCUGUACAGGCCACCAACCAAUGCCUGCAGCCUGCCCUAGCCUGACCCGCCAGACAUGUGCCCCAGGCCUUCCCCUAGCCUGCAGAGCCAUGUAAGCCUGCAGGUCAAGGUCAGGUCAAACGCAACAGGCCGUAACGUGAAAAAUGAGAUUUACGAAGACUGUUUGAUGGGCUCAGGUCCUCCGUGCACCCCACCAACAAGCAAGAGGUUGAGGAAAUACAAAUUUUUGAGACUCUGCAAGCUGAUGCCUUCCAGAUCGCGAAGACGGUGCGCCAUGGGUUCCCGUACCAGCCCACAGCGAUCGCCUUUGACCCAAUCCAGCGAAUAUUGGCAGUCGGGACAAAACAAGGCUCAAUUAGAAUCAUAGGCAGGCCAGGCGUGGACGUCCACCUGCGGCAUGAAGGGGACGCCGCUGUUGUAGCUCUGUCCUUCCUCAUAAACGAUGGAGCGCUCGUUUCCGCGACUGGGGACGACACCCUACACAUGUGGUCGUUGCGGCAGAAAACGCCACAGAUUUUGCAUUCUCUCAAGUUCCAGAGGGAGAGGAUCACCACUUUACAUGUCCCGUUCCAAAGCAAGUGGCUGUAUUUGGGGACUGAGCGAGGCAACAUUCAUAUCGUUAAAAUUGUGACCUUUGAACUGAGUGGUUAUUGUAUAAACUGGAAUAAGGCCAUUGAAUUGUCACGCAAGACACACCCUGGCGCAGUGGUCCAUCUUAGUGAAAACCCUGUCGACCCUGGCAAGGUCAGUGUCUUGGCACCAUGAAGGAAAGCAGUUUAUGUGUUGUCAUACUGAUGGUUCGCUCACAACCUGGACUCUGAAGCAAGCCUCGGCCAGACCCACCUCCACUGUCUUCCCUCACGGAUUUGAUAUCAAAGCUGGUGCAGGAAAAGGAAGCAGAUCGUGACCUUGAGCAGCUCGGGAAGAUAAGCAGCGUCCUUAAGAGUCCAGUUGCUAUCAUUAGCAGUUUUGGAACCAGUGAGUCUGAGACACCCACCAGCAGUGGAAAGGUGGCUGACGAGCGCCUCAAGCACUCUGAAAAGGUGGAGCAACAACAAGAAACAGAAAAUUGCAUCCAUCAUUCUUUGCCUGAGGAGGGAAUUGAUGCUGUGUUGACCCUUGACAGUGACGUCCCUCAUGAGGAGAAUAUGAAUCCUACAGAACUUGCCCAUAGAAAGACCAAAACUGUUACUGCUGCCACUACCACCACUGCCACCGCUUCCACUGCCACCAAAAGCCCAACUGUGCAAAGAAUCCUGGACCUCCUCAAUGAAAUGGAGUCCACCAGUCAGCUGGAGCACUCUAGCCUCCAAAAGUUCCAUCUGUGUCCAUUGUGUUUGGGUAAACUUAUCACUGUAUGAGGGGACAAGUAUCAGUGUAUGGUUACUAUAUACUCAUUUGUACUUAAAAAUGUCAUGUCACAUCAUUCUCUCUCUCUCUCUCUCUCUCUCUCUCUCUCUCUCUCUCUCUCUCUCUCUCUCUCUCUCUCUCUCUCUCUCUCUCUCUCUCUCUCUCUCUCUCUCUCUCUCUCUCUCUCUCUCUCUCUCUCUCUCUCUCUCUCUCUCUCUUUCUUUCUUUCUUUCUUUCUUUCUUUCUUUCUUUUGUUGCAUAUUUUACUCCUUUACAUUCUUCCCUACAGUAUUUUUUCGUCUACUUUAUGACUGGAGUCGUUUUAUCAUCCCAAUGUAUGUCCCAUCCAUUCUGAAACUGUAAUUCACCAAUCAGCUCAAAUGUGUCUCAGUUUUGAUAAUCAUUAAUUUGUUUCAGCUACACAACCACUCUGAUAAGGGACAAAAUCUACUUCACCAGUCAUCUAUGUCAUACAGUCAUAUAUAUUCAUACAUAUGACAAAAUGCUCUUCCUAAGACAUUUCUUAUUUUCUCUUCUCAAGUGACCUGUCCAUCUAUCUAAGGUACCACAUAACAUUUAAAACUUACAAUAUUGCAUUUAAUUCAUGAACAUUUUUUUGUCUAUGUAGACUUGAAAUUGUAUUGCGUAUAGACUUUAAAUGUAUUGCGAGUUUUCUCUAUCUCUCAUUCUAUACCUAACACCUGUUCCUAAGAAUCCCCAGGUGAUAGCCAUGGUGACUGGCUGGUCUCCUACUGAGUGGCUGGGGUUUUCCAAAAGUGAGGGUUGGUGUUCUAUACCAUACCAUGUGCCCUGUUUGUAUUCCUUCUCUAUCCUCUGUAUUAUAUUCUAUGUAAAGAUGGUGCUGGGGUGGGAUCUACUUCUUAUUCCCUAAAAGUGAUGAGGAGUGACACUGGGCAGCAUUGAUUUGCUCCUUAGAGAUGGCUGGGUUCCUGUGGAUGAGUGGGCCAUGCUGUGCUUUGUCAAGGAUGGUGUUUGGUAUUGUGAUGACUCUUGCCACAAUCAAGUGUCUCCCACAGAGUAGUGGAGUACCUAUGUAUGGUGUUGACCCAAGCUGUCCAGGUCUCAUCCAAUGCCUUAAUAUGAUUUAGAUGAUCAAAAUGGUUUAACUCACCAUUUAAUCAGCUGACUGAUUUGAAUGGAGAAGUAUGUAAUGUGUUGUAGCCUAACCAUCCCUGCCAGCAUGGUCAGACUCUUGGUAGUAACCUGAAAUGCUCCUAGGUAGUGAGUAUCAUUGCACAUAAUGAUCUUUACUUUGUCAGUAAUUCAAUGAUACUGAAUAUUACUCUACUGGAUUUUGCUCAGCACUGCUUGGUAACUUUUGGCCAUAAUCCCAGGUCUGGAAUGAUAUGAAGCCAUGUUUUUACAUUCCAUAUGAGACAGGCAAGCACUAUGCUUUGCCUGACUGAUACCUCUACUUUGCAUUUAUGACCCCAGGUAGUUCAUAUCUCUCUCUCUCUCUCUCUCUCUCUCUCUCUCUCUCUCUCUCUCUCUCUCUCUCUCUCUCUCUCUCUCUCUCUCUCUCUCUCUCUCUCUCUCUCUCUCUCUCUCUCUCUCUCUCUCUCUCUCUCUCUCUCUCUCUCUCUCUCUCUCUCUCUCUCUCUCUCUCUCUCUCUCUCUGGAAUUAUACUGUAUAUUAGGAAAUAUCAUUAAAGAGUGUGUUUGUGUGUGUGUGUGUGUGUGUGUGUAAAAAGUGUUUGCAUUAUUGUGCAUUUGAUGUUAUAGCCCCAGGUUCUUAAAGUUUUCUGGUUUCAUGAUUUAUAAAGAUUGCUAUUUUUAAUAAAGUUAUUGAAAUUGUUA